Poecile atricapillus (Black-capped chickadee) is the source of this 2411-nucleotide messenger RNA. RefSeq names its product potassium channel regulator (gene KCNRG). Gene Ontology annotation, molecular function: protein binding. The coding region runs from base 1581 to 2411 and encodes 276 amino acids. The record is from RefSeq and is a predicted model, not a curated record. Gene Ontology annotation, biological process: protein homooligomerization; negative regulation of delayed rectifier potassium channel activity. Gene Ontology annotation, cellular component: endoplasmic reticulum. The transcript is spliced from 2 exons. Lineage: Eukaryota; Metazoa; Chordata; Aves; Passeriformes; Paridae.
AGAGAUCUGGGGAAGAAAGCAUGGAACUUCUUAAAUUAAUUGGUCUUUUCAGACUUCCAGUGAAAACAUUCAAAGAUUCAAAAUGAUUCCAAAACAUUCAUAAUGUUCACAUAGUUUGAGCACUGCUAAACCAGAAAAUGAAAUGGAGCUUUGAAAACACUUUGUGGAUUCUUCUUUCAGUGGUGAUUAUGGGAAUAUUACUCACUGUAAAUCAUUUUUCUUACCAAAAUAUAAGGCCAAACUGUAUCUUUAGUUUGAUGUUAAUGUAACUGUAGAAUAAGAUUAAAAAUUGUAGUUUAAAAAAAAAAAUUCUAACUGGGAGAUUGUUUGGAAAGAGCAAGAAGAGUUGUGAUUGAGGUGAGCACUGUGCUGACAGGUUUGCUGAGGACUGCCCUUCCACUGCAAAAUGCAGUGUGCAUCAUUCAGACUCUGGAACCAGCUUCUAUCUGAUGAUGUUAUUUCUCUCUGAAAUAGCUAUAUGUUCUGGUUUGGUUUUAUGGUUUGUUUUUUUUUUUUUUGUACAACCAAACGUUGUAAUUACCCUGUGCAUUCAGAUUGUGUGUUCUAUACAAAGAUGUAUCUUCAGGGCAAGCAUAAAUUCUAGAGGUAAUGAUAAGAGCAAGCUGCAAGACGGUAUGUGCUUUGCAGAUAGUUCAUACUUUGCAGUUUACUUUUCCAACAUCAAAUUGUUGGGGUAGCUGGGCUGGUUUGUUAGAUCCAUGUUUCUCUGAAGCCAUGCUUUCUUAAAAACUGGCCUUAACAUAAAGAACUUAGUGCAGUGAAAGGUGUGCAGGGGCCUGCCACAGGAAGGCAGCCUGGACUCUAGCCCUGCAGAGGUGGCAGGUACAACAGCUGCUCUCCUGUCCCUCUCUGCCUCUCCAGAUUGCAAUUCCAAAAGCCAGGAAAAGUGAUUGGGUGAUUCCUGGAACAGGUUGUAUGAUGCAGCAGGUGUAUGGAUGUUGGUGGUGUUUGAAGAGCCUUGUACAGGUUCUUCUGCUGUUACUGUAUUUUUGUGUAUCUCGUUUCAGGAGCUAAUUGAAUUUUCUGGUUGUAUUGACUUAGCCUUACAUUUUAAAGGGAACCUUAAGCUUGAGUUCUCUGAAGUGCCCUUCUUUUGAAGCAUAUGGUACUGAAAUGUCUUGCCUGAAGCUCAUCUAACCUCUUUUUGCAGUGGUCCUAUGAACAGCAGUGUAUGGAAUGAAAAUGUUGAACUGGCAUUUCUAGAAAACAAACAUAACGUGUGCCAUACUUUGGGAAUAUUUGUUGGCCUCUCUCAAGGUUUCAUAAGUUGUGACAGUAAAUUCACUGUAUUCCAGUAGUCCUUGCAAGCUGUUCAUUUCAAAAAUAAAACAUAAAAUGCCAAGAAUCAAAGUUUCCAAGCAACCAAACCCAGCAAACAAAACUAUUGUACAUGAUAUUUACAUCUUUGUUGCCUGGGAAUGCUGUUGCUGCUCCACACCUCACUCCAAACACUUGCUAAAAGCACGCAAUGGUUCUUGCAGCUGCCUUGCUGUUUAGGAAAGAUCAAGUCACAGACAUGUAGAUCAGAGAACUGCGAUUCCUGAGUGGCUGAGGUAGCCAUGAGUAGUCAAGAGGUGAUUGUUCUGAGUGUGGGAGGUGUGAGAUUUGUAACCCGGGCUUCUACCUUGCAGCAGUUCCCUGAGUCCAGGCUGGCACGGAUGGUGAAUGAUGAUGACCGGGAAUUUAAACUGGUGAAUGGAGAGUUUUUUGUGGACAGAGAUGGAGCUUUGUUUAGUUAUAUCAUGGACUUCUUGAGGACUCUACAGGUGUCCUUACCAGCUGAUUUCUCAGACUAUCAGAGGUUGCAGAGAGAAGCAGAAUUCUAUGGACUCUACCCCCUGGCCGACAUCCUGAGCCAAGAACACUUGCUGAAGCCGAAGCCGGAGGUCUUGGAAGUGCAUUUUUCUCUCCAAGAAAUGCAGGCCUUUUUCCGGAUCUUUGGUUCCUGCAGUAGCACCAUUGAGGCACUGGCUGAGCAGAUCACUGUGUGUACAGGGCAGCAGUCAGGACAGGGCUGGAAUAGCCCUUUUCCUUCUCAGAAAACACUCAUUCCACUUCCUUUGGAAAGACCCUCUCAUCAUGAUAUGGUUUUUCAGUGUGGUACUGAGUAUUCUGCUGGAGACCAGUUUGUGGCCAGGUAUGUUUCCAUAAAGCCUGAUAAUAGAAAGCUGAUUAAUGGUACUAAUGUGCUAGGCCUGCUGCUUGACACUUUACUCAAAGAUGGAUUUCGCCUCAUAAGCACCAGGACAGUCACCAGUGAAGAGAAGGUUGAAUGCUACACUUUUGAAAGGAUGAAGAGGGCAGCAGGCCUUGCCAUCAUGGUGAACCAAACCCCAGGGAGCUCUGGGGUAGCACAGGCAAGGAGAAGCCAAGUGCGAAAAGGAAAAUAA